Molecule: messenger RNA, 804 nt
Organism: Prinia subflava (tawny-flanked prinia)
Lineage: Eukaryota; Metazoa; Chordata; Aves; Passeriformes; Cisticolidae
Gene: MRPL9
Product: mitochondrial ribosomal protein L9
Exons: 2
Coding region: 67-528 (153 amino acids)
Source: RefSeq, a predicted model, not a curated record
CCGUUCCCGGUGUUCCCCCCCGUGCAGACCCUGGCGUUCCUGCGGCGCUGCCGGCUCCAGGUGGGCAUGAAGAACAACGUGAGCUGGGAGCUGAGCCCCGCCAUCGUGGCCCGGCACUUCCUCAAGAACGUGAACGGGCUGGACACUGUUCGGGUCCCCAUGGACGUGGUGCAGUUCCUGCGCCCCAAAACCAAACGGUUCCCGGCACUGGCGGGAGCAGCAGCGGCAGCAGCUGGGAGAGCAGCCGGGAGCGGCUCCUCUGACACCCAGGGGGGCUUCGGGGUCCCCCCCGAGGGGUCCCCGGGGGGCUUUGGGGUCCCCAGGAUGGAUUUGGGGUCCCCAGGAUGGAUUUGGGGUCGGUUCCCCCCUCCUCACCUCACUGGAGCUCCCAGACAUUGCCCAAUUCCCAGAGCAGGAUUUUGGGGUUCUCUCGAGCCCCACUCCAGUCCAGAGGGAUCCCUGGGGUGGAUUUGGGGUCCCCGGGGUGAAUUUGGGGUCCCCUGGAUGGAUUUGGGGUCCCCGGGGUGAAUUUGGGGUCCCCGGGGUGGAUUUGGGGUCUCCAGGAUGGAUUUGGGGUCCCCCGGGGUGGAUUUGGGGUCAGUUCCCCCCCUUGUUCCCCCUCCCCACCCACCCAGGACAUCUCUGGGUCCCCCGAGCAGAAUUUUGGGGUUCUCCUGAGCCCCCCCCAAAUCCCCCAGAGCCCCCCUGUGGUCCAGGGGGGUCCCCGGCUGGAUUUGGGGUCCCCGGGCUGGAUUUGGGGUCCCCGGGAUGGAUUUGGGGUCCCCGCAGUGGAUUUGGGGUCCC